Rubroshorea leprosula is the source of this 1774-nucleotide messenger RNA. NCBI's taxonomy places the organism in Eukaryota, Viridiplantae, Streptophyta, Magnoliopsida, Malvales, Dipterocarpaceae. The record is from the annotation of a GenBank genome assembly.
UCCACGUUUUUUCACCUCACUCCAGCCGUUCAGCCAAAUUUAGAUUCGCUCAACACGGACACUCUUCGCCGUCGACGAUCACUACCAGUGACGGUGUUGCCUUUCCGGAAUCUAUCAAAAACAAUAUUAGAUAUUCUAUAGUAUCUCCUUCCUGGUGCUGUGUCCUCAUCUUUUGUGCACGGAUUAUGUUAAAAUCACUAAGCACCAUUUUUCGAAGGGUUGGAAGUGCUUUGGAAGUUUCUGUUUUGUGUGGAAAGAGAAGUGGAGAAGUGGUUCUUUUCUAUUGCAUACAGAUUAAAAGUAGGGAUUUACUCUUCUUGUGAGAUUGUGCAAGGUGAAAUGGCAGACUAAAGACAACUUUCCAUUUUGUUUAAUAUAACAUGGCUAAGGAAAAUUUAUCCCAAACAAUAAAUGGGGGGGUUAAUGGUGAUGGCUGCCCUCCUUUUCAGAAUGAAGAUUCUCAGACUCAUUCCCGGUUUAGUCUAGACACAGAGACAAGCAUGGCAACUUGUCGUGUGUGCCAAUGUACAGAAUCUGACAAAAGGGGGGAUGCUGCAUUAGGAUUUUUGGGCAUCACUCCUCCUUUACGAGAAGAAUGUGAAAGUAAUGAAGAACUAAAUCCUAAUGGUAAAGGAUUCAUAGAUUUUGAUGGUGAUAAGUCCUUUGAUAAGAAUAUUCGAAGACAAUCUAGGGUUAUUAAGUUCGUAAGUCCUAAAGGGGAGGUCUUUAUUUGUAAUACUGACUUAGAAAUGGGUUCUUAUCACGAGGAGGACAAAUUAUUUGAACUUGGCUGUUCCUGCAAAAGUGAUCUAGCCCUAGUGCAUUAUGCUUGCGCUUUAAAAUGGUUUGUUAAUCAUGGGUCUACCGUUUGUGAAAUCUGUGGAAAUGUUGCCAAAAAUAUAAGGACAGCUGAUUUCAAGAAAGUUGUGCUUUCUUUGAAGGAUUAUGAAACAUUAAGGGAAAGGACUGCUAAUGGAGAUCCCAAUCCUGCACAGGUUCAUAUAAGCUCAGGUGUAGACCCUGAUGCUGUUGCUGCCAUCCAAAGGCAACGACUAAGCGAGAUUUCAUUGUGGUUUAAUCCACAUAACAAUAGUAACAACAACAACAACAAUAAUUCUGUUGCAGUUUCACAGGUUGUUUCUGAACAACCUUUGACCAUUGUCAAUGAAGAAGCUAUCCCUUCCGAAAAUCCUGCAACCAAAUGGGCUGUGGAAGGUAUUGGAAUUCUUCUUGCUACAGGGCUACUUACUGUCACACUUGCAUGGCUCAUUGCCCCUCGUGUUGGAAAGAAAACAGCUAGAAGUGGUCUUCAUAUUCUUUUGGGAGGCAUUUGUGCUUUAACGGUUGUGGUUUUCUUUCGCUUUUUUGUGUUAACUAGGAUCAAGUAUGGACCAGCACGCUACUGGGCUAUCUUAUUUGUGUUCUGGUUUCUUGUCUUUGGUAUAUGGGCUUCAAGAACCCAUGUUGCUCAUGCAACAUGAUGGUAAGUUGCUGGUGUAAUAGUUAUCUGGUGUAUUCUUUUUCCCGCCACGGGUAAAUGUUGAGGCAUGUACCCCGUUGAUUGGCUCCAUUUAAUCGAUCUCAUCUUCUGAGUGUCCCCAAUGAUCUGUGAUCGGGGAAUAGUAUGUGUGAUGUGGCCCUUCAGGGUAAUGUAUUUUUGUGAGUUCGAAUCUUCAUAAUCUUGCUAUUGUAACUCGUGACAUGAGGAUAUGAAUUAGCUACAUGCAAUUAGCUUUCGCUGACCUGGUGGAUAUAUAACGUCAUUACCUUAUUA